This is a messenger RNA of Pungitius pungitius (ninespine stickleback), 2263 nucleotides long. Its product is annotated as E3 ubiquitin-protein ligase TRIM21-like. Lineage: Eukaryota; Metazoa; Chordata; Actinopteri; Perciformes; Gasterosteidae. The transcript has 10 exons. Gene Ontology annotation, molecular function: protein binding; zinc ion binding. Bases 21 to 1718 code for a protein of 565 amino acids. The record is from RefSeq and is a predicted model, not a curated record.
GGACGAUUGAGACACUCGCCAUGACGACCCAUCCAGUUGCAAAGAUGUCCCUCUCGGUUCCAUUAGAGGAACAGUUCAAGUGCUGCAUCUGUCUGGACAUCUUCACCGACCCGACCUCCAUCCCAUGUGGUCAUAACUUUUGCCUGGAAUGCAUUGAGGGAUUUUGGGAUACUAAGAUAAAGACUAAGAGACAGACCGAGUGUCCUCUGUGCAAAGAGAAAUUCAAAGAGAGACCACAACUGAGGAUCAACCUGGUAUUUGUUGAAAUCAUUGAGAUCUACAAAAGGGGUCAAGAGGAGAGUUCAGACCUUGUGACGCCACCAGGAAGCAGGAAAAAUUCCCUGAACCCACUUUGCGGGGCUGACCAAGUUCCCUGUGAUGUUUGCUGCGGAGACAAGUCCCCAUCGGUCAAGUCGUGUCCGACCUGCCUGCUGUCUUAUUGCAAACUUCACCUCACGCCACACGAGAGGGAUGCGGCGCUGCAGAAGCACCAGCUGAUGGAUACGGCCACCUUCAUCACCAAUCACCACUGCGGAGAACACAGGAAGCCGCUGACCAAGUUCUGCACCAGCGACCAGAAGCCUAUUUGUGUGAAAUGUUCGGAGAGGAGACACAAACACCACACCAUAGUACCGAUAGAGAAGGAGAGGAACAGGGUCAAGACCUCUAUAAAGAACAGGAAGGAAACCAUCAAACAGAUGAUCCGGACCAGACGCAGUAAGAUGGAACAGAUCAAAAACUCUGUGGAUCAAAGUAAAGAAAUCACAGAGAGGCAGAUCCAAGGCAGUGCUAAGUUCUACAGCUUCCUGAUAACUGCCAUAGAGAAGAACCAGGCCAGGCUUGUGGAGGAGCUGGAGCAGAAGCAUCAAGAAGCCGAGAGGAAAGCCGUGGAGCUGUUGCAGGAGCUGCAGCAGGAAAUCAGAGAGCUCCAGGCGAGGGGCAUCGAGGUGAAGGAGCUGGAGAAAAGUCAGAGCCCGGUUCACCUCCUGCAGAGGUUGCCAUCUCAAAGUCAACUCCCAUCCACCAGAGAGUGGUCCGAGGUGUCGGUCUACUCUGAUCACUGCAUGGGGACGGUGACCAGAUCCUUCUCCGAGCUCAUCGCUGUCUGCCAGGAUCUAUUAGUCAAACUGUCUGAAGAUGAAGUAGAUAAGCUGAAUGAAUAUGCAGUCGAUGUCACUCUGGACCCUGAGACUGCUUCAGGUUGGCUCGCCCUUUCUCCAGACAGAAAGAAGGUGUCUGUCGGCAGCCAGAAGAAUAAUUUAGUCCUGGACAAUCCUCGGCGGUUCGACUCCUGCGUCUGUGUUUUGGGGAAACAAAGCUUUGCUACCGGAAGGCGCUACUGGGUUGUUCAGGUCGGAAACAAAACAGACUGGGACCUCGGCGUGGCCCGGGAGUCCAUCAACAGGAAGGGGGCCAUCGAGGUGCGUCCCGACAGCGGUUACUGGGCCAUCUGCCGGCGAAAAGGCAGCAGCCUCAGCGCCUGCGCCGGCCCCUCCGUCAAGCUCCGCCUCCAAGAAACGCCCCAGAAAGUGGGCGUGUUCCUGGACUACGAGGAAGGCUCCGUGUCCUUCUACGACGCAGAAGCAAAGACCCACAUUUACACCUACAGCGGGUGUGACUUCAAUGAGCCUCUCAACCCGUACUUCAACCCCUGUGUUAAAAACGAGGGAAACGUCGCCCCGUUGAUCAUUUGUCCUCUGGAGGAAGGAGUCCACUGAGUUCCCUGUGUGACUUGUUAUGAGAAACCGGACAAUUAAGGUGGACAUUAUGAGCGAUGUGAAUGAAUGCGACGGUGCAACAUCUUGCAAGGAGACCCAAUGCUGUUUAAAUGCACAUACGGGGACUAUUCGUCUAUUGCCUACUGAAAUGCAACACACAACUUUUGGUGGCUAAUACUAUUUUGUGCUGAUAGGCAACUAUUUAUUUACUAUUUAUAGUUUCGCUGGUAACCCUAUUAUAAAAGCAAUAAGGUACUUGUAUUUAUCUGUCACUGGCCUGCAACAGGCUGCUAAAAAAAGGAGGCAGAAAUGUUCACACUGUAUCUGACUGCAUGAAUUGUUUUCUCUUCUUACUUUCAGUCAGCUCUAUUACUCAAUUGAUACUAGAGUCAUGUGUGAAUAAUUAUAUUUAUAUAUCAUGUAUUUGUACAUAAAAAAAGCCUCAAAAGUUACAUGAACUGUUAAAUGCUGAUAUGUAUUAUAAAUGGGUAAUUUGAGACACUAAUUGUUUAACUGCAAAUAAAAGUUAUAUUUUGAAUUAUAUA